AUGCAGUUCGAUGAGGACCGGGUCGCUGGUGUGGGUGGCGGCAACGGUGAAGUUGAUGACAGAGUGGAUGAGCCUGCCAGCAGUAAGAUAAUUUCUAAGCUCUGUGUUAUAGCUGUUAGAUGCCUACGCUGUGGCAUCAGCGCAAAUGCGACGCCUCAUAUGCGUCGUGGACCAGAGGGUCGUAGGACUUUAUGCAAUGCGUGCGGCAUAGCUUGGGCAAAGGUUCAUGAAUGA
Miscanthus lutarioriparius is the source of this 234-nucleotide messenger RNA. The record is from the annotation of a GenBank genome assembly. NCBI's taxonomy places the organism in Eukaryota, Viridiplantae, Streptophyta, Magnoliopsida, Poales, Poaceae.